This is a messenger RNA of Debaryomyces fabryi, 585 nucleotides long. RefSeq names its product tubulin-binding prefolding complex subunit. Lineage: Eukaryota; Fungi; Ascomycota; Pichiomycetes; Serinales; Debaryomycetaceae. The record is from RefSeq and is a predicted model, not a curated record. Gene Ontology annotation, molecular function: tubulin binding. Gene Ontology annotation, cellular component: cytoplasm; prefoldin complex. The coding region runs from base 1 to 585 and encodes 194 amino acids. Gene Ontology annotation, biological process: protein folding; microtubule-based process; tubulin complex assembly. The transcript is spliced from 2 exons.
AUGACAGAUAUCCUUAAAAUUACCAAUACCAACCCUCGUGGUAUUCCAGAAGCUCCAUUCAUAGAUAAAGUAGAAGAUUAUGUCAAGAAUCCGGAUGUUGACUUUGAUAAGGUUAUUGCUGCGUUUCAGGAUCGUUUACAGCAAUACAAAUUUAUGGAAGUGUCCAAGAAACAACAAUUAGGAGAUUUGAAUGUUAAAAUACCCGAUAUUGAGAAGAACUUGGACAUUAUAAAUCAUAUCAAGGAAACUAAGAAGAGUGACGACGAAGAAGACAAAAUCAUCGAAACUAAUUAUGAGUUGAACGAUACUUUAUACACCAGGGCCACCAUAGAUGCGUCGAAGUUAGAAUCAGUCUACUUAUGGUUAGGUGCGGAGGUUAUGUUGGAAUACCCACUUGACGAAGCAAUUGAAUUAUUAAACGACAGAUUGAAGAACAACAAGGCACAAUUGGAACUUGUCAAGGAAGAUUUGGAAUUUUUGAAAGAGAAUAUCACCACCAUGGAGGUGAAUACGGCAAGAUUGUAUAAUUGGGAUGUUGAAAGAAGAAAGAAACUCAGAGCUGCUGAAGAAGGCGCUAAGAAUUGA